Molecule: messenger RNA, 1648 nt
Organism: Vanessa atalanta (red admiral)
Lineage: Eukaryota; Metazoa; Arthropoda; Insecta; Lepidoptera; Nymphalidae
Product: thiol protease aleurain-like
Exons: 11
Coding region: 38-1648 (536 amino acids)
Cellular component (GO): lysosome
Molecular function (GO): cysteine-type endopeptidase activity
Source: RefSeq, a predicted model, not a curated record
AUUAAUUCAAUCGAAACUCAGGAUACAAGAAGUCAACAUGGGUGCGAUUUGCUUACUUGUUUUAUUAGCAGUUAAUGCAGUUUUAGGUAAAAGUGCAUUAAGAUACAACCCUGAAGACGCGUCUGACCAUUUCGAAACAUUUAUAAGCACUUACGAAAAGGAAUAUGACGAAACAGAAAAAGCACAUAGGUUUGAAAUUUUCAUGAAGAAUUUAGAAAUAAUCAAUUAUCUUAAUUCACGAAGCAAAACUGCUGUCUUCGGUAUUACGCAGUUCAGUGAUUUAACGUCUGAAGAAUUUAUACAACAGUAUACAGGCUACAGAAGCAGCAACCAUACUGCUAAUAAGACAAAAGUCAUAAGUAAAGAACCAAAAAUAAAUUUGAAGUUUGAAGAUACGCCAGAGUCAUUCGACUGGCGCGAGAAAGGAGUGGUCAGUGAUGUGAAAGACCAGCUUCAUUGUGGUUCCUGCUGGGCGUUUAGUACUAUCGCGACUGUGGAAAGUGCCUAUGCGAUCAAAACUAAUCAGUCUGUCCUUCUGUCUGAACAACAACUAGUGGAUUGCGUUACCGAUCACUGUGAAGGUUGUAGAGGGGGGCUUCCGAAUUACGCUUGCGAAUACUUAAAGUUAAAUGGUGUAAUGAGUGCCGAUAGCUAUCCUUAUGAAGGAAGAGAUGACCAAUGUAAAUACAAUUCUAAAAACAUUAAAGUUCAAGUUAAAAAUUGUUUGGAGUUAUCAGUCUCAGAAGAUGAGUUAGCCAAUAAAUUGGCAACCAUUGGACCACUGUCUAUAGCGAUCGACUCACACGUUUUACGUCAUUAUCACGGUGGAAUUAUAGCGGAUGAUUUUUGCUCAGGAUCUAAACUUAACCAUGCGGUUCUUCUUGUUGGUUAUGGAACAGAUGGAAAUGGAAAUAAAUACUGGGUGGUGAAGAACUCUUGGGGUGUUGGUUUUGGCGAGCAGGGAUACUUCAAGAUGCAGCGCGGAGUGAACUGUCUCAGCGUUAUGAAUACACCACCUCUUGCUAUUGCAAUUGUAUCUUACGCUUUCCGAUAUAACUCAACCGAUGAUCUGAUCAUCGUCAAAUAUUGCAUAGAUGUCGUCAGGGGUAAUUUGGAAAGUGCUUACGCUAUUAAACAUCAACAAUCAGUUAGUUUGUCUGAACAACAAUUAGUGGAUUGUGAUCAAAUGAGUGCUGGCUGUAACGGUGGGAAUGUGGGUUUCGCGUGCGAGUACUUACGACAAUAUGGCUCCAUGACAGAAGACAGAUAUCCUUUCGAAGAAAGAGACAACGUUUGUCGAUACAAUUCUAGAGAUAUUCGAGUUAAGGUUAAAAGCUGUAAGGCAAUACAAGUUACAGAAGACGAGUUGGCAUAUCAAUUAUUCAGCAUUGGACCAUUGAUGAUAGGGGUCAACUCCGAAAAAUUACAACCUUACAGAGGUGGACUUUUGACAGAUUGUCAGGCAGGGGCAGUUAACCACGCGAUCCUUCUGGUUGGUUAUGGAACAGAUGAGAAUGGCAAUAAAUAUUGGCUGGCGAAGAACUCUUGGGGUACUGUCUUUGGCGAACAUGGAUACUUGAGGAUGCUGCGAGGAGUGAACUGCCUUAACCUUAUGGCUGAUCCGGCUGUUACUGCUGUAGUAGAUUGA